UUGUCAUUCUGACAGUAUAAUUUUGGCCGGUGUAUGUUCAAACGAUUUGAAAAUCUUGUUUGACGAGGAGUUGCUCCAACAAUGCUUACUUUAUGUCAGUUAUGAACAGAAAACGGGCCCUUAUAUCAGACACGUUUAAAGUGAAGAAACGAAGAAUUGGCAAUGAGAAGCAGUUUGGAGCUGUCAACAAUGGAGAAGAGGGACCACUGGACGUCAAAGCCACCCUGCAGGACCUUAUGACAUUAUUCCCACGCAAACUCUUCAAUGACGCCCUUCCACAAAUUGUCCUAAAACACCAGCUCUACAGCAUACACAAUGAUAGGACCCAAGUGGACAGGCAGCUGAGUGACUUGAGGGAACAGGGGGAGCUGUUGAUGUUCCAGUUGGGCUUUGACGCUGAGGCCUUUGGGUUGGUGUUCGCUGCAGACUACAAAGCUAAAGUCCUGGCCGGGGAGGAGGGGAGAGGGACACGGGGCACAGUGGAGAAGUUCCUGGAGAAAGUGCUGCCCUCUUGCAACGACCUGAGCUUCAACAAAGACACAAUUCUCAAGGAGUUUCUCUUCACAGACUCAGAGAUAACGCAACUGGUGAAGUCGGGGGUUCUGACUGUAAGGGACGCUGGCAGCUGGUGGCUCUCCAUCCCCAACUCUGGCAGAUUCACCAAGUACCUAAUACAGGGUCGUAAAGCUGUUUUGGGCAUGAUUAAGAAGUCCAAAUAUAAUGAAGUCUUAAAGGCAGAGCUGGAGGAGAGACAGACCAACUCACAGGUUAAAUUCCAGAUCAAGUACCACAUCCAUGACAUCAUUGGUGCAGAGCUAGUAGAGUGUAUACCCACAACUUCAGGAACAUUGUUACGGUGUGUGGACUAAUGAACUCAACUGACUGAAUGGAUACAACAACCUGUUUCAUGGAAGAAACCCUCAGAGCAACUGAACAUAAUGAGUGGCCAUGUUACACCAAAUUAACCUGUGGUUAAUCAUUUGUUAUUGCCUUGUUUUUGUGGAAGUUUUUUCUGCCAAUUGUACAAAGUGAAACCUUGUAGGUUGAUGAAAUGCCAAUGGUGUAAAAUAAAACCUUGUCUGGUUUGUAAA
Messenger RNA from Coregonus clupeaformis (lake whitefish), 1091 nucleotides. Its product is annotated as serine/threonine-protein kinase 19-like. Gene Ontology annotation, molecular function: protein serine/threonine kinase activity. Lineage: Eukaryota; Metazoa; Chordata; Actinopteri; Salmoniformes; Salmonidae. Bases 93 to 869 code for a protein of 258 amino acids. Gene Ontology annotation, biological process: protein phosphorylation; positive regulation of Ras protein signal transduction. The transcript is spliced from 7 exons. The record is from RefSeq and is a predicted model, not a curated record.